AAAGAAGUACAGGAAUUCACAAAGUUAUUAGAGAAACAGGAAGUAGAGUUGAAGAACUUGAGAGUACAAAUUCAGGAAGAAGGAACAAAAAAUAUAGAAUUGCAGGGGAUUUCUAAUUCCCAAAGAGAAAAGGAAAUGGAAUUAUAUCAGAUGGUGAAGGAGAGGGAAUUGGAGAAAGAACGACUACAGGCUUCAUUAGACACUAAUAAAUCCACCAUAAUAGAAAUGCAGAAGGAAAUUUCUGAUCUUAACAGCAGACGUCUAGAACUUGAAGGACGUUUACAUGGUGCUGAGAGUGAACGAGAUAGUCUGAAUGAAAGGCUCAGACUGACACUGCAGCAGAUGGAAGAGAGAACCAGAGGUGAUGGAGAGAGUAGUACUGAAAAAGAAUUGGAAAAUCAGUUGCGAGACGAUGUAAAGACCAAAACCUCAAGAAUUAACCAGUUGGAGGAAGAGUUAGCUGAACAGCAGGCUUUGAAUGCUGAAGUUAGACAGGAUCUUAGUGAGCAGGUUUCCAAGUAUCAGGCACAGAUUCAGGAGCUGCAAGGGGAGAAGGCGGCAUUACAGAAUUCAAAUGGUGACGUUAAAAGUACAUCAGAUUCUGAAGAAGUUGUUGCUACUGUCAAGAAGGUUAUGAACACAGUAUUUCGAACUCUUAAACCCCAGUUUACAGAAAAGGAAUCGUACUCUGGGGCAUUUGUCAAUCAGACGCUUCUCGCAGUUAUAAGGGAUGUAACUUUGCAGUUACUUGAAGGAAUAGAUAAGAAGAGUAACAUAGAAGAAAAAUCCCCAGAGUCAAAAACUACUGCCAGUGCGGAGGAGAGAGGUAAUGGUGUUUGUAAUGUAGGUAAUGUACUAGCAGUCCAUGGUCCCAAGCUGUCUGAAACCAUUUCAGCAGCAUGUAACUCUGUAGAUGAUGCUAGUCCUAUUAGAUAUAAGAAUGAUGGAGACUGUGAACAAACAAUUCAUAUAGAUGAGAGAGAUGAGGUUGUACAUACGGAAAGAUUGAAAGAUGCUGUAGGUGAGGAAGUGGACAGGGAAUGCAUAGUUAAAAAUGAUUAUAACAGGGAAGUUGACUCAGAAGAUAUGGAAAACAGGACAGAUGCUAGUUCUUCAGAGGGAGAGUACACUGAUGCCAGUGAUAGACAGUUCUCCCCUAAGAAUUCUGUUAGCAGUAGUGAUAGUGUUAGUUAUGACUGUGAGCAAUCAAUUAAUGCAGUUAGCUUGGAAAGUGGUACUGAAAAAGAAGUUUCAGUUGGCUUAAGUCAGCAAAUUUCAGAAGUGGAUAGUGCACCCCAUCCACACACAAAUCAAAUCAGGGCUCAAAGAACCCCCGUCAUCGAUAUGCAGAGCACAGAAGCCGUGACAGUUUCCCUUGAAAAGUCGGAUAGUUCAAGAGACUCAUCUUUAGAUAGGGUAAGUGAUGAAUUGUUUGAAGAACAGAAUUGGAUUUCUUAGCAUUUUUGAGUGAUGGGUGUUUUGUCAUUAACUUUUUUGGUGAUGCUUUUCUUCACUUGAUGUGCAUGUAUGUCAUGUGGUAGAAUAGUUGGAAUGCUUAAUGUCCAGAGGGAAUAAUAUAUAAAAGACCCUUUUAACAUAUAACAUUCUCGUUAACCCCUUUAAAGAUUAACAGUUGAUUUUAAGAGCUUAGAAUAUUAAAUGGAAGUGGAUGCACUUUAGGUUGUGUGGAUAAUUUUCAUGGUUGUGCUGAAGUCAAGUGAUUAGUUGAUUGUUUAGGGGGUGGAAUAGUGCUUUCUAGUAAUUAUUUUAGAAAGAAACAAUUUCAUUUUGUACCAAAGAAAACCCAUUACUUGUAUGAUACCAUGAGUUCAUGUCUGUACUGUCACCAGACACAUUACUGAAACAAGAGUACAACCGAAUCUGAUAACAACAACAUCCGUUUUGCUUGUAUUUUAACCAUCGCACAAUAGUAAACAGUUACUGUAGUUAUGUUAUAAAUGAUGUUAUGUAGAAGAGUACUGAUAUCAUUUUACGUAAUAACUUUACUUGUUAUGAAUACAAAAUUGUCAAGGAAAUAUACUGUUGAAUUUAGACUGAAAGUUGUAGCUGAAGGUGAGAAAAUAAUGAAUUCGUGCUGCUAAUAACUAUUAUUGUGCAUCGGCAACAUGGGUAAAACUCCCAAACUUCAAUAUGAAUUCAAACACAUACGUAGAUAAAACUGAGAGAAAAUUAAUUUAAUCAACACUAAUGGGCAUGAAAGCGCACAUUUUACCGUUGUUUUCACACUGAUAAAAGAUAACGUAAAGCUCAUAUUACGAUGAAAAAAAGUGAAAAUAACGAACAGAAUUGCUGGAUUUUUAGCAAUCUGUUAACUAAGGAAAUAAUUGGGUUCACAAUGAGACAUAUUAAAGUCUGUGGUCCGAAAGUUCCACCCACGAAAAUUCCACACAUGAAAAUUCCUCCCAGAAAAUUCCACCCAUGGAAAAUUCCACCCACGAAAAUGUCACCCUUCGAAAAUUUUAUCUAAUAAAAUUUUCUCAUCUUCAGUCUCUCUUGCCCCUUCUUCUUUCUGUUUAAUUAAAUUAAACAACCAUCAUUGUUAAACAACCAUCACAAUUAAACAACCACCAUCAUUACAUA
Macrobrachium nipponense is the source of this 2601-nucleotide messenger RNA. Its product is annotated as FK506-binding protein 15-like. Lineage: Eukaryota; Metazoa; Arthropoda; Malacostraca; Decapoda; Palaemonidae. The record is from RefSeq and is a predicted model, not a curated record.